UUUUCUUUUUCUUUUUGCAUUAUAUACAUUAAUGUUGCAAGGAAAGAAUAAAGAUAUAAUUCAUAUAUCACUGUUAUAUAUAAUUCAAUAUUUAAGUAUUUCAGUUAUUAUAUUAAAUGCUUUGGCUUUAAAUGAAACAAAGAAUACAAAUCAAGGAUUAAUUAUUGCCGCAAAAUCAGGACCACAAGAGUACAUUUUACUAAUAUUAGGAGCAAUUUCAUUGUUUGCUGCUUUCCUUUUACUAUGUUCAUACCUUCGAAUGGUUCCAUGUCUCUUAGAAAACAAAUCUAUUUUAUUAUCAAAAAGAGCAUUGAUACUAGAAAUAUGUUUAUCAGCCAUAAUUAUUUUUCUUUGGACGCUAAUUUCAGUCAAUAUUUUGAUGUAUUUUCAUGGACUAUCCUCAUGUAAAAAGCGAAAUAUAUCUGUAUUAAUCACAGAUAUUUAUUUUGACAAAUUUGGUAACAGUAACACUAUAGUAAGCUCCAAAGCAUGUAAUUUUGCAAAUACUAUGAUUAUAAUAUCAUUUGUUACAAUUAGUGUUUGGUUGCUAGUAUUAUUGUCGUCUAUAUAUUCAUUCUCAAAUAUAAAAAACCGUUCUUCUAUUAGUGAUUUAUUUAUCAUGCAAGAACCAAUAUUAUAUGAAAACCAGUUUCAAACAAAUCAAUUUAGCAAUAGAAACACUGUGUCAAUUAUUAAUACCUAUUCAUUUAAUAUAACAAAGAUAGAAAAUGAAGAGAAAAUACUUAAUCGAGCGAGUGAUCAUCUGAUACUUAAUAAUGACCAGCAAAGAAAUACUCUUCUUGAUCUCCCUUCUUCUCCUCCUAGAGCUAUUUUAGCAACUAAUAAUCGACAUUUUGACUUUACUUAUUUAAAGCCUAUCAAUCUUGGUUUGUAGCUUUCAUAACAACUAUUUCCUCUUUUUUUUUUUUUUUUUU
Messenger RNA from Cokeromyces recurvatus, 935 nucleotides. RefSeq lists its product as uncharacterized. The record is from RefSeq and is a predicted model, not a curated record. The transcript is spliced from 3 exons. Lineage: Eukaryota; Fungi; Mucoromycota; Mucoromycetes; Mucorales; Mucoraceae. The coding region runs from base 32 to 895 and encodes 287 amino acids.